Messenger RNA from Ictalurus furcatus (blue catfish), 3150 nucleotides. RefSeq names its product coiled-coil domain-containing protein 74A. The transcript has 8 exons. The record is from RefSeq and is a predicted model, not a curated record. Bases 326 to 1195 code for a protein of 289 amino acids. NCBI's taxonomy places the organism in Eukaryota, Metazoa, Chordata, Actinopteri, Siluriformes, Ictaluridae.
AGCCAGGGGGUGUGUCAAUUAAAAAAUAGUAAAUUAAAAAUUGUUUUAUUAAAACGGCAUGUUGCACACCAACAACACUAAUAAUAAUAAUAAUCGUCACCUUUAAAAAGUUAUUCACACGUCACUUCCGGUGUUCUUGCCGAUUUUGCCGUUGUCAUGACAACGGUUGAUUCCUGCUGAAGACCACGGAAUUGACUACUGAAUUUUCUGUCACAUGCGUUAAGCCUUUUUAAUAAAGUAAAGCUGGUUAAUGUUUCCAGAUUUUUCGACGAUGGCUUCAAGGCUUCGAGGAUAAGCUCGUCCAGGCAGUGUUAGCUAGACAGCCAUGUUAAAACAACAAUCGAGCAAUUUACCCCCUCUGCGAAAUUUGCCCAGCUGGAGCCGGGUUGGAACCCUCGACCGGGCUCGUGACACUCUUCUAGUUUCCUGUGAAUGUGAGUAUAAAGCAGCACCAUCAGACAGACAGGGCCGCAAGACCGCUCAGACCAGUGUAGGGAUGGACCCAGCUGGGGCGAGGGUAGCCUCACUGGAGAAAGACAUCCAGUUCCUUCAGCAGACGCAUAAAAGCACACUGGAGAAGCUACACGAGGAGAUUGAACACCUGAAGCGUGCUAACAAAGAGUUGCAGUAUCGACUGAUUAUGGGAGCAGAGCAUCUUCCUCCAAGAGAGCCUAGUCCAUCGGGCUUACAUGAAAAGCAGUGUCAGACUGGAGUCGUCUGCUCUGAAGAGAAGCCAGAGACAGUAUGUCAUGGUGUAGAACAUAAUGUGGCCAGCAUUAUGUCUCUGCUUCCUCUGAGGAUCCGAGAUGGUUCAUCCCAUCCACCACGCACUCCAACCCUGCAGGAGUGUGAGGCCAUGAUUGGGCAGCUCUAUAACGCCAACACCUUGCAGUGUCAGGAGCUGUUGCGUGUGAAGGCUGUUCUUAGAGACCUGUUAAACAGAAAGAAACUCUCACCUGAGGUCUGCAAUCUAACAAAGACAUAUCUUGCUGACAACACAAGUGGAGAGUGGACACACAUUCCAAAACUAUCUCUUAAGACCUUGCCAAAAAUACAACAUCAGACCCAGGUGAUUGUGAGAGAGAAGGUUAUUUUUCCUGUCAUCAGACAGUCCCUGAGCAGCAACCUGACAGAGAGGCAGAAACGUGCCCAGGACGUGCACAAAAGGCGGCUCAGAAGAGCGAUCUUCUCCUAGCUACAUAACAGCUAUAUCCAACAGUAAAUAUAAUGAAUUACAAAUGUGUUUUUUUUUUGUAAAUGAAUUAUGUUAUAUCUUGCAGAAGUUUUCUUAUUUGACCUCUGCAUCUUCUCAGAUUGUGGAUAAUGACAGUUGACAUCAGAGUGUCAGUGCCUUAAAUGCUAUAAUCUGUUUUGGAAUACGAGAUGAUUGCUCUAGAUAUCUUGUUUUGUUUUGAGUUUGCCCUGUAAAUUAUAGUAAAUUACUCCUGAUGGCUGCUAAAUCCAAUUACUUAUAGCUUUAAACCUCUAAACACAGUAGAAAGUCACAUGGACACAAAUUCUGAAAACAUAUAAUAAAUAAUAGGCUAAUUAUUAGCCUACACAACUCUUGCUUGUGAAGUGGUAUCAAGGCAAUAUCAAAUUAAAUAAGGCCAGCAUGAUAUCUAAGGACUAAAACAUACUAGGCUGUGUUAUUUUCAUAGGAAAUCUUCAUUCUCCAUGGUGUGGUGUGAUUUGGUUACCACCCCUAAGCAGAUUAUUUUCUUAUAACAGCACAUCCCAAAGUGUUUUAUACUCUUAUAACACAGUCAUUUGCCAACAAUAUUUUUUAAAAUUAAGUAAACAAUAGCGCAGCGUGCUUUUUAAAAUUCAGUUUAUAGUUAUGUUUAAUGUUGUGGCAGUUAAGUCCUGUUAUCACGAGGCAUUAGAAAACUAAUGAACACCUCCUGACCAGUCAAAUUUAAGAAUUCAACAACAUUAUAAUAUAAAUAGAAUGACUAAAUUGUUAUUAUUACAACCAUAAAAGCAAUGAUUAUGGCACAAAAACAGUAUAAGCUCUUUUUUAGAAUGUACACGGUAUGGCCAAAAGUAUGUGGACACCCGAGUUUUGAACAUCCCAUUCUAAAAACGUAGGCAUUAAUAUAGAUUUGGUCUCCCCUUCACUGCUAUAACUCCACUCUUCUGGGAAUACUUUUCACUAGAUUUUGGACUGGGGCUGUGAGGAUUUGCCCAUUCAGCCACAAGAAUGCAAGAGGUUAGGCACUGGUGUUGGAUGAGAGGGCCGGUUAGUUCCAGUGAAGGGAAAUUGUAAUGCUACUGCAUACAAGGACAUUUUCGACAGUUGUGCGCUUCCAACAAUGUGGCUACAGUUUGGGGAAGGCCAUAUGGGUGUGAUGGUCAGGUGUCCACAUACUUUUGACCAUAUGGUGUAUUAAUGUGUAAACAGAUAUUUUUCUUCACAUAUCAGCACUGUUUAUCACCUGUGUCUGCUUUCUGCUUAUUUUGCAUUUUCUGAGCCUGCUGCAGAUUCACUCAUGCAAAACACAUCCUGGACUGUACCUUUCAUUAAAAAAAGGUAUCAUUGGACUGAAUGGGUAACAACUCCUUCAAUCUGACUCUUUUGAAACAUUUAUUCUGUUACUCUUUUCCUAUUGACUUUAGACUUUUAUUUGCUGUUGUGGCAUUACUGUAAGAUUGUAAUUAUUUGUGUCGAGAUGUUUUACUAGUGAGGAUUGGCAAGAAGAGAUUUACUUUGUCAUCUUUCUGGUUUAUGUUUUUAUGGUAUUUUAUCACACAAAUGUGAAAAUAAAACUUUCGAGUCUUGGCUUUCCAAUAAAUAAUAAGAGUAUUUUAAAAAUGGGUCAGACAAACAUACAGCUUGCCUUUUACUGAGAUACCACUUAGUAAUGAACCCUUUGCCCCUUUAGCUGCUCCUUUUAGGGUGCCAUGUGCUUUUAUGUGUAAUAUAUUGGCUUCUGAUCGCAGGUGACUAUCUUGAAAAUUCCUCCAGUCAGUUGAGAGUUUUCAAACUUGACUUGAGUAAACUUAAUCCCUUUUAAUUUAAUGUGAAUGUUAAAGUGAAAUGUGUGACACGAGUCACACUUUGCUUGUAUUUCCUCAUUUGUAAGUCACUUUGGAUAAAAGUGUCUGCUAAAUGAAUAAAUGUAAAUGUAAAUAUAAAGUGGAAACUUA